AGAGCCCGCGCGCCCGAAUGAAGAGGAAGCCGUCGUGAAGGGGAUGCCGCGCUUGUCGUACCUGCGUAGACGUCUGCCGGUGGAUUUGCAGUUUAAAGACGUGUCGUACUCGGUGCCGGAAGAGUCCUGUUUUUCCAGUAAAGGUCACAAGAUGAUCCUCAAACGCCUCUCUGGAAAAUUCUGCAGUGGGGAGCUGAUUGGCAUCAUGGGGUCCAAUGGGGCUGGCAAGACCAUCUUAAUGGAUAUCUUGGCUGGGAAGCGAGAGAGUGAGAAGGGUCUGAUCCUUGUGAACGGUCAGCAGUUGAAGCUCCAAACUUUCAAGAAGUUGUCCUGUUAUAUAACGAAGCGUGACAGCCUUAUUCCCAAUCUCACUGUGCUGGAGUCCAUGAUGUUGAGUGCCAACUUAAAUGUGAAGGCAACAACAGCUGUAAAAAGAGACAUGGUGAAUGAGACCCUUAACGCCCUUCUCCUAAAGGAAUACGCAGACGUUCAAACAAGCAUACUAUCUGUGGGGCAUCAGAAACUUCUUUCAAUUGCACUGGAGCUCCUAAGGAAUCCCUCAGUCAUGUUUUUGGAUGAGCCCACCAGUACUGUAUGUGGUUACUUUUCCUUCAAAGUGAUUUCGCUCUUGAAGUCUUUGGCACAGAGUGGGCGCACAAUCGUCUGUAUCAUUCACCAACCAUGCUGUGACAUCUUAAAUUUGUUUGACAAGCUAUACAUCCUAAGUCAAGGCCAGUGUGUCUACAGUGGCACCGUAUCAUACCUCACCACAUUUCUCGCCAAGUUUGGUCUGCACUGCCGCAAAUACCACAGUCCAGCUGCCUUAAUAAUGAAAGAGGCAGCAAAGAGCUGUGAAAUUGCAUAUAUCUUUGCCUUGCAAAAUGGCUUGUGCACCAUGGAGCAGCAGAAAAGCAUUACCAGCGCAAAAGAGUCUGCCUCCUCCGAUCCCAGCCAAUGCCAAAGCGUGAGUGCCACCACGAAGGACGUGGACCCCAUGGAGAGCGAUGAGUUUGUCACCAGCACCUUCUCUCAGUUCUGUGUCCUACUCAAGAGGUCCUUCAUCUAUGACUAUCUACAACUGAAUCUGGUUCUUCAGAGUUUCGUCUCGAUCAUCAAUACUGGCUUCAUGCUUGGACUUGUGUACCUAAACGGCAAACAUGACAUAAUGAAGGUCCCUCAGAACCAGGGCUGUGUUUUCUUCAUUGUGUGUACCAUGUUGGCAUCAAUAAAAGCCUGUACAAUCCUUCUAUGUCCUCUGCAGAUGCCUGUGGUGUUAAAAGAGCACCAUAACAACUGGUACAGCCUCAAGGCUUACUACCUAGCCAAGAUGAUGUCAGAUAUGCCAAUGCAGAUCAUUGGCCCUAUCAUCUACUGCUGUAUCGCCUACUGGAUGACCAGCCAGCCUCCCAAGGCCACACUCUACGUCCUCUUUGCUGGUCUCUUAAUCCUUGUGGCAUUUGUGACCCAAUCAGUGGGCCAGUUCAUUGCAGCAAUGUGUGACUCUUUGAUGGGUGCCAAUGCUAUGGCAUGGGUUGUGGGUGCUAUAAUGUGCAUCUUUGGCGGUUUCUUUGGCCCAUUUGAUGAGCUUGCCUCAUACGUGAGGUGGAUUACAUAUUUGUCCAACAUAAGGUAUAGCUUUGGAGGAAUGGUAUUGUCCCUUUAUGGUAUUAAUCGUACUGACCUGGAGUGUGCUGAGGGCAUCUACCCACUACAGAAGCCUGAGACAAUUCUGAAAGAGCUCAAGAAUGAUGAGGCCAAGCUGGUAGUAGACAUCCACAUACUGGUCAUCUACUUCAUCAUCUUCCAUCUGGCAGCGUAUCUCGCUCUGUGUUACAAGGCCCGGCCAUCAAGGAGAAAGACAGAAUACAAAAAUUGAAGUCCACUGGAGCGCAAGAAUGGUCCGCCUACAUCUGAAUGGAUCUUCGCAAUGUACAAGUUUGAAUUGAUUUGCUUUCUCUGUUACACAUCUUGUGAAAGAACUGACUGCCUACAAGUGAUGCCACGUUCUGUUGAUUAAGGACACAUGACAACUGGAGCCAUGAGAUGCUGACAUCUGUUGAUCUCUGGACUUUUGCCUUAUCAUGAAAGUUUAUUGCUAAUAUUUGUGAUUACCGUGGCUAAAUUAAGAAUAGAUUUUAGAGUUUAGAUUUAAGGACUGAUAGUUUCACUCAUUGAUUCACUAAAGAAUAGUUUAAAGUUUAUUUUUCUGAGGCACAAAGUUUUUUUUUUCUUUGAAAGUUAUUUUACAAUGAGUUUGCCUCCUUCUGUGACAUAUUCAGAAUAUUUAUUGAUAUUCAGUUGCAAAAUACGAUUUUCAUGAUUUAUACAUCAAUUACACAUCAAAAAAUGAUUGUGAUCUUCAACAAAGUCACAUAACAGACAAACACAAUCUGCUAAAACUAAUAAAGACACAAAUAAUUGAACUUCUGAACCUUCACAGUCCCAUCAGAGGGUUCAAGUCUAUUGAGUAACCAGUAGAAUUUCCUUCAUGGUGGCGCCUUGCCGUAAGGAGACCAGCAUUUUCUUCAUGUCUGCCUGCUCCCGUGUCCUCCCACAGUCCAAAAACAUGCAGGUUAGGUGGAUUGGUAUUGCUGAAAUUAACCCUCUUGUGAAUCCUACCAGGGGUGUUUUUCCUGCCUUGUGCCCAAUGCUUGCUGGGAUAGACCCCUGCAACCCUACCCUGGAUAGGCGAAUUAGGAAAUGGGAUGGAUGAACCUCCUUUACCAUCCGUAACUUGAACCAAAGGUUUCCUGGAGCUGCUGGUGCUCAGAGUUUUCUCCUCACCACGCGGUUUCAGCUCGUUGAUGUUUGUGGGACUCCUUGCAUGGGCUUCUCCCUUUAGGUCAGGCCACAGAUGUCUCCCCUGGACUGAGGUCUGGAUUCUAAACACGCAUUGUCUCCAUUGCCACCUCUCUGGUUGUGUUUGUCUGUUAUUGGAACUGAGAUCAAAUUUAAUUUGUCACAUGAAGUUAUACAUGCAGUACAAUAUUGUAGUGAAACACUCUAAACUUCUACUAAACGUCAAGACUGUGCAUUAAAGAAGAGUUUCAAACAAUAAUACAUGACUUAAUAAACAUAAAUGCACAUCGUUAAGAUAAAUGGCAGCAAUAGUAAGCAUUUUCUUAAAGUUAUAAAAACAUGGAACAAAUAAGUAAGUAAUGUUCACAUAAGUAAUGUUCACAUAAUAAGCAAUGUAAACAUAAUAAGCAAUAUUCACAUAAGUAAGUUAUGUUCACAUAAUAAGCAAUAUUCACA
This is a messenger RNA of Erpetoichthys calabaricus (reedfish), 3255 nucleotides long. Its product is annotated as ATP-binding cassette sub-family G member 4-like. Gene Ontology annotation, cellular component: plasma membrane. The coding region runs from base 44 to 1876 and encodes 610 amino acids. Lineage: Eukaryota; Metazoa; Chordata; Cladistia; Polypteriformes; Polypteridae. The record is from RefSeq and is a predicted model, not a curated record. The transcript is spliced from 14 exons. Gene Ontology annotation, molecular function: ATP hydrolysis activity; ABC-type transporter activity; ATP binding.